AUGCCAUGGAAGAAGUUCAGUGAGGCCCAACCUUUGGCGGACUUCAUCUCACCAGACAUGCUCCCCGCAGACUGUGUAAUCAUUGAUCCCUCGAAGAUGACACAGAAUCAGGUCGAGGCACUCCUGAACCACUGGCGAGUGAGUGAAAUUGCCCAUGAGAUGGAAGAAAUGAUGCAGUUCUUGAAGUGCUGGAACAAGAAGGGCAUUGCCAUCCUCGCCAAGUAUGAUCCACUUCCACCACUGGAGCCAUUCGUCGAAGAUGAUCAUCAGGGCAAUGUAAAAAAGGCUGGGUCCAGUGACAGCCACAAACGCAAUGUGGAUAAGAUGGCCAAGGCAAAGGCGAAGGCGAAGAAGGGUGGUGGUGGUGGUGGCAGUGGCGGUGCUAGUGGAAGUCGAAAGGCUCACAAGACUCACAGUUGUGAGGAAUCUGAAGAGGCCCAAAGCAGUGAUGAUGACAAAGGAGACAUGCCAGAGCCGCCAUACCAGAACACAUCAGAGGAUGAGCCUGUUGGCCGUGAGCAUUCGCCAGUGCCUACUAACAAUGACCUGGUGAAAGAAUUAGCAGGCAAAGUGCCGGCAGCAGUUGGCACUCUGUUUGAACCUCACAUCCAUCUCAGGAGGCAGGUAUUUCUUCACAGCCUUUGUGCGGAGCAGCGAUAUCUGAAGAUGGUCAACAUCAUGCAGCGGACUUUCAAUGUGAGCUUCACACUAGGCACUGCGCACUUUCACUGA
Molecule: messenger RNA, 732 nt
Organism: Sparassis crispa
Lineage: Eukaryota; Fungi; Basidiomycota; Agaricomycetes; Polyporales; Sparassidaceae
Exons: 1
Coding region: 1-732 (243 amino acids)
Source: RefSeq, a predicted model, not a curated record